AUGGAAGAGGUUGUCAGUACGGGAGAGCCUAAUCCUGACAGCGAUAUCUGCCGCAAUGGUGAUAUCUACUUUGGCGCCUAUAAUGAAUACAACGAUAAGAAUCCAAAAUCUUGGUACGGCACGUUGGCCGGGUUUGAGGGUGGAGAGAUUAACGCUGACAAUUUCAGAGCACCUGAUGAAUUCGGUUUUCCCGCUUUGAACUUUAACUUUCUGAAUGUUGAUGACAAAUCACAUCCGAGCGCUGAGACUUCCAACACGGCUACAGCCUCCUCAGAAACGAAUGAAGCUUUAUCAAACACUGUAGUCAUCCCAAAAACAUUCGAUCUCGCUGUCCCACCUACCACCGCCAGCAAACCAUGGCAAAAGAUUCCCGAUGCACCACCACUGAUGAAGCCGGUAGGCAGGGUCGGCGAUAAGUCUUUGCGCGUCAACGCCGACGGCGUUAAACUGAGCACGGAGGAACGCAAAUCUCUUGCUCUCGAACGCAACCGUAGCGCGGCUCUGCGCAGCCGAACGCGAAAAAAAUUAUGGCUCACCGAGCUAGAAACCAAGGUCGAGACACUCACAGCCGAACAAGAUAAACUUAAGUCAGAGCGCAGUGCUCUUCAGGAAAAAAUUGUCAAGCUUAAAGAAGAGAUGAUUGAACUCAAAGAGGAGCUACUACGAAGCCGAGGACAGUUCUAG
This is a messenger RNA of Wallemia ichthyophaga EXF-994, 684 nucleotides long. RefSeq names its product Transcription factor atf1. Bases 1 to 684 code for a protein of 227 amino acids. Lineage: Eukaryota; Fungi; Basidiomycota; Wallemiomycetes; Wallemiales; Wallemiaceae. Gene Ontology annotation, biological process: regulation of transcription by RNA polymerase II. Gene Ontology annotation, molecular function: DNA-binding transcription factor activity, RNA polymerase II-specific; RNA polymerase II cis-regulatory region sequence-specific DNA binding. The record is from RefSeq and is a predicted model, not a curated record. The transcript has 2 exons.